Messenger RNA from Lacerta agilis (Sand lizard), 1161 nucleotides. RefSeq lists its product as uncharacterized. The transcript has a single exon. NCBI's taxonomy places the organism in Eukaryota, Metazoa, Chordata, Lepidosauria, Squamata, Lacertidae. The coding region runs from base 114 to 878 and encodes 254 amino acids. The record is from RefSeq and is a predicted model, not a curated record.
GAGGAGAAUCUCUGCAUCACUAGGCAAUGAAAUUGAAUCUGCACAGACAGAUAAAGCCCAAUGAGCAGAUUGUGUGGAACCCUUUUAUGUACCCACUAUGCUAAAGAUGCUGGAUGGAUACAUGGAGUUCCACAGAGCUGAAAGAAGCCAGGAGAAGGCUGUCUUCAGAAUUCAUAAUCAGUUGCAGGAUCUUAUUGAGAAAGUGGUUAUUGGCGUGCCCACAACAUCAGUACCUUAAAAAAGUUGGUGCAGGAUUGGGACCAGCCAGCCUAAAAAUGAUGGAAGGGAUGGGACUUUUGAGAGAUUCUCUGCUGAUUUCGAUAAGCAAGCCGGUGGGAAUUGCUCACACGGCAUAUUUUCCAACAGCUGAUGGCUCACUCUACUUCAGAGGUGAUUUGAAAGAAGUUGCCUUUGGACAGAUAAAGGUUGAAGACAGAGACACUGAUGAAACAACUCAGCAGGAUAGUCUGGAUGAGAGAAGGCCAUUCGUAUCAGAAGAUGAAAGGUGUGCCAUGGCUGCAGAAUUGGACCCCUCUGAGCAUAUUUACCAAGUUGAGGUUGAAGCUAAUGUCCCGAAGGAGAGCAAAACUUUGGAAUGUGUACUAGAAGUAGGCAAGCUUUCAGGGGAGAGCAUCUCCCUGGAAGGGGAGACACUGGAAACUGUGCAGGCCUCAGAACUGCAAAAGGCUUCUGGAAAAAAAGUUGCCUAUUGUUCACCAGAGAAACAAAGCAGUCGAUUGCCACUUCUGAAAGGUGUGUGCAUGUGUGUGUGUUGCUCAGUUGUCCUGCUUAAAGAAAGCAAGGCUGCUAAAACCACAAAUGAUUUUGCACAUCUCUCCCUGAAUCCUGCUGCUUCGGCAGUUUCCCUGAUAAGAUGACAGGAAACAAAAAUGUUUGUGUGGCACUGCUCUACAUCCAUGGCUGUCUGCUUCAUUUGGUCUUGGGGUGUGAGUACAAUCCAUUAAUACAAUGGCUGCAUGCUUAUCCUGCAUGGAUGCUGCUGCUGCUUCUCACCAAUCACCACCGCAAUUUAUAUUUUAUGGAAUUUUAGCUCUUUUCACUUCAUCUGAGAUCCUCCACUGGCAGGUCUUAUAACCAAUUAGAUAAGACAAUGAUGGCCAAACUUGGCCCUCCAGCUGUUUUGGGACUACAGUGCCCAUC